AUGUUCCUCGCUGAGAGGAAAAACGUCGCUCUGACGAACAUCUGUUCUUCCGGAGAAGAAGAGGAAGACAAAGAAGAAGUAGGAAACGAUGAUGCCGAACAGAUGAUGGCGAGGAGGACAACGAUGGUUCCAGAUUCUUUGAUGCCGAAUGAUGAUGAUGAUGAAAAUGAUCUCUCGCGCGUCCCCGUCGGGCGGACGCCGACGCCGAAGAGGAAGACGAAGAAGAGAACGCGCGAGAUGACGAAGGAUGAUGAAAAUGAUGAUACUGAACGAGAAGAAGAAGAAGAAGAAGAGACGAUGGUGGUGACGAACACGCAGGUGACGACGCCCGCGAAAGCUCAAAAAACAACGAGGAGUCUGGAUGCGACGAAGAAGUCGUAUUCGUCCUCUCAUCGUCAUCAUCAGCAUCGUCAAAGAAUGAGGUCGCCGUUGAUGGAAACGCAGAAAAACGCGACGGAGGAAGACGAAGAGGAAGACUCGGAGGAGUUUAAAGGCCGCUCGUUAUCGCCGACGGCGGAGUUUCGAGAGGCGCAGAAGAUUGCGUUUAACUCGACGAACGAAAAGAAGAAGACAAAGGAGUUUACGGAGUACGACGACGACGACGAGGAGGAGGAAACAUUCGAUAUUCUGAAGAAGAAGGAGGAAAAUUUGGUCAACGUGAACGCGUACGGAGAAACCAUUCGAGUCGCGGAUACUUUGGCGAUAGACAAUGUAAACAACAACGACAACAACAUCACCGAGGAGCGCGAUGAUGAUGAUGAGAACAAUAAGACAUCGACGAAGAAACGAGGACGCGGAAAAGUCGAUUUCCAGUUUGGCGAUCGACACACGGAAGAACAAGAUUUUGAAGACGGUAAAAAUGGAGUCGUCGCCGUCGCGGAGACUUUUACGCCGAUUCGAGAGACCGUCCCCGCGCCGUCUGGCAUGCACGUUUGCGACGACGAUGAUGAAGAAAAAGAAGACAAAGAUGAAAAGGAAGCAGAUGAAAAGGAUGGCGUACUCCCGCUGAGAGAAAUAUUCCGCGCGAAACACUUAAUCGACCCGCGAGACGCCUCGCGGACGGCGCCCGUACUGGAGGUGCAAGUAUUGCGAGACGAAAGUUUUUCUUAUCGACACGUCGCGGCGAGGACGACGAUUCAAACGAUUCAGACGACGACGCCAAAGACGGCGGUGAAGAACCACGACCAUUAUUUGGCGUAUGAGAUUGACCACGAGAUUCGAGACGCGACGGAAAUUUCGGUGUGGAAGAUUGAAACAGACAACUGUAGUAGUAGUAGUAGUAGUAGACGCGAGCGUAGCGGUAGUGACGAUAGCAAGACUAUGUCACGUUUUUCGUUUAAAGGGACGGUUUUGAUCGGUAAACCGAGCGCGCGGGACGGAAGAACGUCGUCGUCGUCCAAGGGCGGUGGUGGAAAUGGUGGCGGUAAGACGAUGAAACGGUGGGCGUUUUCCAUCGCGCCGAACGGGCUCGUGUUCACGUCCUCGUACAAGAAAUCCUCUCUGCUUUCGAUGAUGGACGAGACGGAACGCACGCACGGGAGCAACAACAGCAGCGAUUCAGACGAUUAUUCAGACGAUUCAGACGACGAAGAUACUUAUUUGUAUGGGAUGAACUCCGCGGAACGCCGAAGGCGGUUUCCCAGGAAAUCGGGAGUAUACGUGCACGACCCGGUGGACGUGAACGAGGAGGAAAGUGUUCACAAGAAGGAUCCCUCUCUCGGGUCAGAAAAGAAAAGUAAUCAAAGCCAAAAACGACGCUCGAGCGGUCGACGACGAAGUAAGACGCCGAGGGAUAGUUUCGGUAACUCCAUGGCGGAUACCAAGAAGAAUCAAAAGACGACGAAGAAACAGACGUAUUUCGAGCUUCAAUCGCCCGGGAUGGCUGGGAAAGUUCGUCCGCGAAAGUUCGCGUCGGCGUUUAGCGAGGAAUACGACGAAACCGUGUUUCGAUUAGCCGGAGUCGGCGCGGAAGGGAAGUGCCGACUGUGGACGUGGUCGUGCGAGAAUAAUGAGGACUUUGAUGACGACGUAAACGGCGACGACGAGAAGAAAAUGUCCUCCUCCUCCUCAAAGAAGAAAUCAAAGAGCAAAAACAAAACGAAGUUUUCGACGGCGAAAAUAUGCGCCAAAUCGGUCACGCAUUGUAAAGACUUCGAGAUCCCGACGUACAAGUCGCACUGCGUCUCUCGAGAGUGCGAGAUUACCUCGUUGUCAUUUUCCAAGGACGGCAACGUCUUAGCGUGCGUGUUCGAUAAGAAACACGUCGUCGUUUGGGACGCUUCGACGACGCGCGUUGUUUUCAGCUAUUAUUGCACGGAGUACGAGAUUGAAAGAGAUGGAUUGCGCGUUUUGGACAACAACAAGAAGAUGAUGAAACAAAGAGGACAAAAGUCCACGCCGAGCCGCCCGAACGCUUCGAACUCGAAAAUGAAGAAGAAGAAGAGCACUUUUACGACGAGCGCGGACGCGACGUCGACGGGUGGUGGUGGUCCGAUUUUCUUCUUUGGCAACUUUCGAAAGAUUAGUUCGUCCUCCGACUCGUCGUCUCCAUCUUCCGUAGCCACGUUCGCGUGCGCGUACAACAAAGAACUCGUCGUCGGUCCAAACGCGUCGUGGGAAAGUCUUAAUAAGGCGAAUAACGGAAGUGACAUCGUCUCGGCCGUCGCGGUGUGCCCAGACGUCUUCGUCGAGGAAGACGACGAAGAAGACGAAGAAGAGGAGGACGAUGAAGAGGAGGACGACGAAUACGACGUAAAGAUGAUAAAGGCGGCUUCGAAAAGAAACACCACGGUCAACGUCGUCGUCACCAACGCCGGCCGCUUAGGCGUCUUUGAAGCUUUCGGCCACGCGAACGAAGCGACACACGCGUACGAAGGCUUGACGUUUACGAAGCGACACGCGUUCGACGAGGAAGACGUAAACGACGACGGUAAAACGAAUAAAAGUCAUAAAAAGAAGGCUUUCCAAGGAAACUUCCUCUGCGCUUCGCACGGCAACCUCUUCGCCGUCGCGCGGAAACGUCCGGGAUGCGUCUCUCUUUACGCGCAAGAAAACCACCACCACUUUGAAGAGAGCUUUUAG
Molecule: messenger RNA, 3081 nt
Organism: Bathycoccus prasinos
Lineage: Eukaryota; Viridiplantae; Chlorophyta; Mamiellophyceae; Mamiellales; Bathycoccaceae
Exons: 1
Coding region: 1-3081 (1026 amino acids)
Molecular function (GO): protein binding
Source: RefSeq, a predicted model, not a curated record